Molecule: messenger RNA, 822 nt
Organism: Benincasa hispida (wax gourd)
Lineage: Eukaryota; Viridiplantae; Streptophyta; Magnoliopsida; Cucurbitales; Cucurbitaceae
Source: RefSeq, a predicted model, not a curated record
AUGACGGAUCCAAUUCCUAAUUCAAAAGUUAGGACUUCUCCGAACACCAUUUUCAUUCUCGCAGGACAGAGCAAUAUGGCUGGUCGAGGCGGUAUCUUGCAGGACCCAACCACAAACAAAAUGGUAUGGGAUGGAUAUAUCCCGCCCGAAUGUCAAUCCAACGAAUCGAUCUUUCGAUUGACAGCUGAUUUGGUAUGGGAACAAGCCCAUGAGCCACUCCAUUGGGAUAUUGACGUUGUAAAGACCAAUGGGAUUGGACCCGGCAUGGCCUUUGCCAAUGAGCUUUUGGCAAUAGCUGGGGACAGGGUUGGUGUCAUUGGUCUGGUUCCAUGUGCUAUUGGAGGAUCCCAUUUGAAAGAAUGGGUUAAAGGGACUGAUAGAUAUGCUAAUCUGGUUGAAAGGAUUAAGGCUUCGGAAAAAAAUGGGGGGAAAGUACAAGGAUUUUUAUGGUAUCAAGGAGAGUGUGAUGAUGCAGUUGAAGACGAAGCUAUGUGUUAUGAAAGAGAGCUCACUAAGUUCUUCACUGACUUGCGUGCUGAUGUGAACCACCCGGACCUACCCUUCAUUGUGGUGAAGAUAGUAACUCAUGAUUUUUUCAUAAGUCCAAAUAUAAGCUUCAAGGAAGAAGUAUGGAAGGCUUUGGAGGCAGUCACGCACAAGCUACCAAACGUAAGAAUGGUGGACGGUCCGAUGGCCGUGGGCAACUUUGACGAAGGCCUUAACGAAGAUAAAGGUCAUCUCAACGUUAAAUCUGAAGUGAAAUUGGGCAAAAUGUUUGCUCAUUCCUUUUAUUCAAACUUUGCCCACAAUUUCAUUUCCUAA